Copidosoma floridanum is the source of this 1607-nucleotide messenger RNA. RefSeq names its product cystathionine beta-synthase (gene Cbs). Lineage: Eukaryota; Metazoa; Arthropoda; Insecta; Hymenoptera; Encyrtidae. The record is from RefSeq and is a predicted model, not a curated record. Gene Ontology annotation, molecular function: cystathionine beta-synthase activity. Gene Ontology annotation, cellular component: cytoplasm.
ACCACCCUUUGGGGUCAUUUUCCAAAUUUCGCAUUCAAGCUAUCAAAUAUUAAUUUCCUCUCCAGUUUUUCAUUAACUGCUUGUUUCGAUCACUCAGAGAUCGAAUCGAACCAAUGGAGAACGAACUGAUUCGCCCAGAUUUGCCCAGCCGCUGCACGUGGUCACCCAAUGCAGCCGGCAGCCAUCACACGGAACGGAGCAAACAAUGUGACAGGAAAAAGGUGAUGCCCGACAUCCUUCAUGCUAUCGGAGGAACACCGAUGGUUCGACUGAACAAUUUGCCAAAGACCCUGGGAAUCCAGUGCGAAGUGUUCGCAAAGUGCGAGUUCAUGAACCCCGGGGGCUCGGUAAAGGACCGGAUCGGCUUCCGGAUGGUCCAGGACGCCGAGGAGCGGGGCCUACUCAAGCCGGGCUGCACGAUAAUCGAGCCCACGAGCGGGAACACGGGCAUUGGGCUGGCGAUGGCCGCGGCGGUCAAGGGCUACAAGUGCAUCAUCGUCAUGCCGGAAAAAAUGUCGGACGAGAAGGUGUCCACGCUGCUGGCUCUGGGCGCCAAGAUCGUUCGCACGCCCACCGAGGCCGCCUGGAACAGUCCCGAGGGCCACAUCGCCACCUCCCAGAGGCUGCAAAAGGAGACGCCCAACAGCGUCAUUCUAGACCAGUACACGAAUCCAGGAAACCCCUUGGCUCACUACGACCAGACGGGCUCCGAGAUUUGGGAGCAGUGCGACCGGAAAAUCGACUACCUGGUCGCUGGGGCUGGCACUGGUGGCACCAUCACCGGGAUCGGCCGUAGGCUCAAGGAGCUCUCGCCGAGCACGAAGAUCGUGGCCGUCGAUCCCGAGGGUAGCUUGCUCGCCGAGCCCCCGGAGAUCAACGACUCAACCGUGCAGAUUUACGACGUCGAAGGCAUAGGGUACGACUUCAUCCCUACCGUUCUGGACCGUAGUAUCGUCGACAUGUGGGUGAAAACAAAGGACUCGGAGUCCUUCCGCGCAGCUAGACAAUUGAUCAAGGAAGAGGGGCUGUUGUGCGGCGGCAGUAGCGGGGCUGCUUUUGCCGCGGCGUUGACGUUCAUCAAGGACCUGCCGGCUGAUAAGCGCGUCGUCAUUAUUUUGCCGGAUGGUAUACGUAACUACAUGACGAAGUUCGUGUCGGACAUGUGGAUGGAGUCGAGGAAUUUUCUGGAACCGCCCAUGCCGGACAAGAGCAACGAGUGGUGGUGGAAUUUACGAGUGUCUGAGAUACCCUUCAGUAAGCCCGUCUGUCUUCCGAUUGAUUCGACUUGCGGGGAUGCUGUGGCUCUAUUGAAGACCAAACACUUUCAUCAAAUGCCAGUCAUCGAUAACGAGAACAACGUCAAGGGCUUCGUUACUCUGGACAAACUAUUGGCAUGCAUGAUUUCCGGGGAAGUUAAAAAGUCCGACUUGGCGGUGAAAACUAUCCAAAAACAAUUUAGAAAAGUUGCCAAAGCCACGACUUUGGGGAGAUUAUCGAGGAUGCUGCAAAAAGACGUUUAUGCAGUGGUCCUCGACGAGGACAACGAUGGUGCUCUCAUUGGAAUUGUAACUCAAAUUGAUCUCAUGCAUUUCAUUUGCGAUAAUUAA